This is a messenger RNA of Actinia tenebrosa (Australian red waratah sea anemone), 430 nucleotides long. RefSeq names its product ubiquitin-fold modifier 1. NCBI's taxonomy places the organism in Eukaryota, Metazoa, Cnidaria, Anthozoa, Actiniaria, Actiniidae. Gene Ontology annotation, cellular component: nucleus; cytoplasm. Gene Ontology annotation, biological process: protein K69-linked ufmylation. The record is from RefSeq and is a predicted model, not a curated record.
AUGAGAAUGGAAGAUCUCGGCGGAAGUGACGUAAUUGGUUCUUAGUCCCCACUCCUCUCAACAGCUGUGCUUCCGUAGACUUUCAGUCUCUUUGAAAUCGACUUUGAUCGAAUCAUCAACAACCAAGAAUGUCGUCGAAGGUAACCUUCAAAAUUACGCUAACAUCGGAUCCAAAACUACCGUAUAAAAUUCUUAGUGUACCUGAAGCGACGCCAUUUACAGCUGUAUUAAGGUUUGCUGCCGAAGAAUUUAAAGUACCUCCUGCUACAAGUGCUAUAAUUACGAAUGAUGGCAUUGGAAUCAACCCAUCUCAGAGUGCAGGGAACAUAUUCUUGAAGCAUGGAUCUGAACUCAGACUAAUACCAAGAGAUAGAGUUGGUUGUUGGAAAUAAUAUUUAUUGUGUAUAAAAAUAAAAACUGCUGAACCUGA